Dermacentor albipictus is the source of this 9200-nucleotide messenger RNA. Its product is annotated as chondroitin sulfate proteoglycan 4-like. Lineage: Eukaryota; Metazoa; Arthropoda; Arachnida; Ixodida; Ixodidae. Gene Ontology annotation, biological process: anatomical structure morphogenesis. The record is from RefSeq and is a predicted model, not a curated record.
GCAGCGGCAGCGCAGCAGACGGCGUAGUGGGCCGCCCCCGUGGGCCGCGCGGCAGCAGCAUCACCAGGAGCUGGAGGAGCAUCAGUGUGUGGCAAGGAGAGGAGAAGGGGACCGUAGUAGUAGUAGUAGUGUGUGUGUGCGCGUGUGCCGGGGGAGUCGGGCGGCAGGGUCGAUGCGUUGGAGACGGCGAUGUGCGGCCAGCGUAGCCGGCGGUCCUCCGCCUGCUAGUAGCGGAUAGAAACGUGUGCCGGCCGGGGUGCCCCGUCGCAGACAUGGGGCGCGAACCCCGGUCGUCGUCGUCGGCGACGGCGCGGCGUCCGCCGCCGGACCCGUGGAUCACGUCGCUGCUCUGGUGCCGGCUGCUGGCGAUCGCGCUCUUCUCGUUCGGGCCACCGGCGCCGGCAUCUGCCAGGGAGGCAUCGUUUCUGGGCGACGGCUUCGUGUCGCUAGAGCUGGAGGACGCUCGCGAGAGCACCGACCUGAGCCUGCGCUUCCGCACGGCGCGGCCCGACGGGCUGCUCCUGCUCGCUGCCGGGCCCGACGAUUACUGCCUGCUCCAGCUGGCCGGGGGUCGGCUGCGGCUGCGGCUCGAGCUGGGCGCCGGGGAGCCCGCGCUGCUCGAGAGCCCCGCGGGCGUGCGGCUCGACGACGGCGCCUGGCACUCGCUGCAGCUGCGCCGGAGGGGGGCGCUGGCGCUGCUCCUCCUGGACGGCGUGCACGAGGCGCGCGCCCAGCUGCCGCCGCGGUUCAUCCAGCUGGACAUCAAGUGGGGACUGUUCGCCGGUGGCCUGGGAGACUUCCAGGACCUCUUCCUCGGACACCUGCAGUCCUUCCGAGGGUGCAUGGCUGACGUGACCUUCAACGAGGUCGAGUUGUUCGAGACCGCGGCCGCGUCGUCGGUCGGCGUCGUGUGGGGCGAGUGCAGCGAGGAGUUCUCCGCGAGCCGCGACCAGCCCUUCAGCCUGGUGGAAGCGGACGCCUACCUGGCGCUGCCCAAGAUGAACGCGCGGACGGGCGGGUCCCUGGCCAUGGAGGUGCGCACGCAGGCGCCGUUCGCGCUGGUCGCCUACUGCGCCGGGCCGCCUUCCAAGGACGACUUCGUGGCCCUCGAAGUGAUCGACGGACAUCCCAUGGCGUCGCUCAACCAAGGAAACGGGGUAGUGACGCUUCGCAGUGAAGCAUCCGUCAACGAUGGCCGCUGGCACCGACUUAGUCUCCAGUUCGGCUCAUCCCAUGUAGAGCUCAGCGUCGACGGCAGUGCCGAAUCUCUGCGGACGGGCCUUGGCCGCAACCAGUUCUUUGACUUGUCGGGUCCGCUCUUCCUGGGCGGCCUCGACGUGUCCGCGCAGUCGCGCGCCGUGCUGCAGCAUGGCCUGCAAUCGGAGACCUCGCUUCGCGGAUGCCUGCGACACACGCGAGUCAACGACGCGCCCACCGGACUUCCAGACGCCCUCGUCACCAGAGGUCUCAAGCCCGACUGCGUCUGGGAGUUUCCGUGCCUUCAGGACCCGUGCGAGCCGGGUGCCCGCUGCGUCCAGGAGGGCACCGACGGCUUCAAGUGCCUCUGCGCCACCACCCCCGCCGCUUCCAAUGGUGCAGUCGGUGGUGGCCGCGUCGACUGUGUUAGGACUAACUUCAGCGGUCCCUACAAGGUGUACGCGUCGUCGCUCGACCAGCUGCUCGCGUUGUCCCCGCUGCGUGUGGCCGAAGGUGGCAGCGACCUGGUCACCACCGAGCACAUCCGGCUGCUUGUUGACCACCGUGACCUGGGUGUCAGCGACACUGGCGUGCUCUUCCAUGUGAUGGACGCGCCCAAGCACGGCGCGCUCGAGAUCGAGGUGUGGCACCGUGGCACUCCCGACAAUGUGUUCACGCUGGCCGACCUGUCGACGCACAAGGUCCGCUACACGCACGACGGCUCCGAGAACCACAGGGACUCGGCCGUCUUCGAGCUCGAGUUCCGCUCGCGCACAUUCGACCUGCCUGCCGCGCUGAAGGAGCGCAAACGAUUCGUGCUUCACGUGCUCGUGUCGCCGGUCAACGACGCUCCCAGGGUCAAGGUGUCCCCGGGCAAGCAACUACGGCUCGCCAAAGGCACGCGCAAGGUGCUCUCACCCGACCUGCUGCACGCCGACGACGAGGACACCCAGCCGUCGCAGCUGGUCUACACGGUGCUAAGCCUCGGAGACGGCGACAAGGACGGCUUCAUGGAGCACGCCGAAAGGCCCGGCGAACCGCUCAGGACCUUCACACAGGAGGACAUUGACCGGCGCCUAGUGAGCUUCGUGCACCGGGGCCGCGAGGCGGAGUCGCACGUGGCGCUCGGGGUGUCGGACAAGGGUGGCGGCGGCGGGUCGCCCGGCUCGGACAGCACGCAGACCGUGGUGUUGCGCGUAGUCACCUUCGAGCUGAGUCUGGCCCUGGUCAACAACACGGGUCUCAUGGUGGCCCGCGGGGGGUGGGCGACCAUCAGCUCCGCCAACCUGUCCGCCGUCACCAACGCCCCCGACCAGAACCUCGAGAUACGCUACGAGGUGACAAGGCCGCCUCGUCGCGGUACCCUGGAGCGACUCAAGAGUACCGGCCGAUGGUCUCCCGUGGGACACUUCAGCCAGCGACACAUCGUGCGCAGCAAGGUCCGGUAUGUGGAUAAGCUCAGAGACGACCCUCAACCGACGCCGCCGAUCCAGCCGGAGCCGGGCAAAGGCGACACGGCGGUGAACGCGCCCGACGACGACUCCGCGGCCUCUGACAGCUUCCAGUUCUUCAUCUCGUGUGCCAGCGCUCGGGCGGGACCCUUCGAGUUUCGGCUGUCGUUCGAGAGCGUCCAGGCGGUGCACAACGAGCAGCUGACCCUGGAGGGCGUGCUCGAGGGCGUCGUAAGCGCCGCACACCUCACGUACGCCUCGUGGCCCAAGCCGUCGGCCGCCGACGCCGUGGUCUACACGCUCGAGCAGCCGCCACAGGCUGGUAAUCUGCUGCUCGCGGCUCUGCCGCACGGCGCCGCGGCUCCAGCGCUGCUUGCGGCAGGCAGUCGCUUCACACAGCUGCAGAUCGACCAGGGACUCCUUCGGUACCAGCUCAAACGGCGCGCCCUGACACGAGUGUCGGACGUGUUCCGCUUCCGGGUGUCCACGGACGGCGGGGCGCAGGCGCGCGACCAGGAGUUCCGCGUGUGCCACAUGCCCAAGGACGCCGUGCUCGUCAGCGAGGAGCUGACCGUCGCCGAAGGGGGUCAGACGGCGCUCGGAGGGCUGCGGCCGCUGCUGCAGGGCCGCCGGGCGCGCUUCAACGUCACGCGCGCGCCCAGCCACGGCGAGCUACGCCUUCUGGACGCCACCAGCCGAGAGCGCGUUGAGCAGCGCGCCGUGCUCAACUUCACCUCGGAGCAGAUGGAGGCCGGCCGUCUGGUGUACCGGCACGAUGACUCCGAGAACAGCCGCGACGAGUUCGACUUCGUGGCCUAUGAGCAGGGAGAACGACUGCUAUACGGCACAUUCAGGAUCUCGGUGACGAUGCGCAAUGACAACCCGCCGGUGCGCGUGGUCGACCGGGUGUUCCAGGUGGUGGCCGACUCAGAGCGGCCGCUCACCUCGCAGGACCUGCGCUACGAGGACGCCGACUCGCCUCCGUCGCAGAUUCAGUACACGCGCCGGGACAUCCCAAACGGAGCCCUGUUUCACGCCGAUAACAUGGCGAGCCAGGUGUACCGCUUCACGCAGGCCGACCUGGACAGCGGAAAGAUAAUUUUCCGGCACAGUGGCGCACCGUCAGCCCGCGCCGUACUUUGGGUGACAGACGGACAGUACUACGCAUCCGGGGUGCUCGAGAUACGUGCCUCCAAGCCGUUCGUGAGGGUGGCAGUCAACACGGGACUAGUAGUGCGGCGUGGUGAUGCAGCGCCCCUGAGUUCGGCCAACCUGUCUGCAGAGACGAACCUGCGCGCAGGAGCGGGAGCCAUCACCUACAAGGUCACCUCGCACCCUCGUCGCGGUCUGCUUAUGGUUGGAGGCGCCGAGGCCCGGCAGUUCAGCCAGACUGACCUUGAUGCUCAGGCCGUAGAGUACGAGAGCGUGGACGGCGGUCAGGACUCGGCGCCUGCUGCCGCUUACCACGACUCGUUCGGGUUCGUGGCCUUCCUCGGAGACACCACGUCGGCACCGGCCAACUUUCGGCUCACGGUGUACCCGGACAGCUUCUGGGAGCCCCUGGAGGUGUUGCGUAAUGCAACCUUGUUCGUCGACCAUGGUGACAUCGCAGUCUUGAACUCGUCAACCCUGCUUGUCAGGCACCAGGCGAUGGAGCCAGUGAACAUCACAUUCAACGUCAUCCAGACACCACUCUCCGGGCGAAUACUGUUGGGCGAAUAUGCCGCCAGUUCGUUCACGCAGGCUGACGUGAACGCGGGGAGCGUGCGGUACCAGCACACCGGUAAUGGGAGCGAAGACAGCGUUGUACUGGAGGUGUCAAACGGCAUCGCGUCCCACGAUCGACUGGACCUUUCUAUUCGCGUGGUGCCUCAGGUCAUCCUACUCGAGACAGGCAACGUGAGCGUGCAAGAAGGCGGCCAAGCUAUUUUGGACGCAUCGCACAUCAGCGCCGGACCCUUACGUGAACUUCUCCCGCAACUUCUGGUCAUCGAACCCCCGCAGCAUGGCCGCCUUUCAUCGACGGCCUUCUCUCCAGAACAACUGGACGCUGGAGAGCUCAAGUACCAGCACGAUGGCAGUGAGACACUCAGGGACUGGUUCACUGUGGUGGCCCGAGGUGCGGGUCGGGAGAGCUUGCCCGGUACGGUGCACGUGUCUAUACAGCCUGUCAAUGAUGAGGCCCCUUACAUCGGCAAUAACACUGGCCUGGACCUGUGGGAAGGCGCCGUGGCACCCAUCUCAGCCACACACCUGGCGGCCCUCGACGAUGACUCGGAGGCGUCCCAGCUGCGGUUCCACAUAUCCACACCCAGCAACGGUUACGUGGCCCUAAAGAACGACACGAAGACCCCGUUGCUGUCAUUCACCCAAGACCAGCUCAACCGUGGACUGGUCGUCUUUGUGCACACCGGUUCACCCGCUGGGGGUUUCAAGUUCCAAGUGACAGACGGUCUCAAUCAAGGUUCACCGCACGUGUUCACGGUGAACGCACGGUCGCUUAAGAUUCGCUUGGAGCACAACAAGACGCUCAGUGUUCUUCCGGGAAGCCAGCAGUCAAUCACUCGCGACCACCUCCUAGCCCGUGCUGGAGAUCACACCCGCGACGUAUCUUUCGUCGUCGUUCGCACACCACGCCUCGGCAGACUCUUACGUGAAAACCCAAGCGACGGGACCCUGGCUCAGCUCAGUCGAUUCACACAGGCGGAUAUCGACAAUUACUUGGUUCUGUACGAACACAGGUCUCCGAUGUCCGCGCCGGUGGAGUAUGACUCCUUUGUUGUCGACUUGGAGACACCCAAUGCGGUUCCCGUUAAGAACAUCUUAUUUGCCAUUCGCAUUGCCUUGGAUGACUCGUUGGCCUCUGUUCUCGGUCAACUGCGAGUGUCCGAAGGAGGAAGGGUACCGCUGUCUUCGGCGUUGGACGUGGGAGCAUUGGAGGCUCUCUGGCGGGGCAAGCCGGACGUUCCUCCUAGGCUUCGUGUUUGUCUGCUGUCGCAGCCGGUGCGUGGGUGGCUGGAGGUUGACCGUAAAAACGCCAGCGUACCAGUUUGCAUAUCAGCGCACAGCUUAGACCGCGUAGUUUAUGUGCAUGACGACUCUGAGACCUUAGACGAUUCCUUUGGAGUUGGGCUGUUUUUGUCAGCUACCGAAGAAGAUCACAGUGACAUGGCAUUGCACAACAGUACUCUGAAAGUUGCGGUAGAACCGAUUAAUGAUAAGCCUUUCAUUUUAGAGACAACGUCUCCCGUGAUCCGCAUAACUAGAGGGUACAGGACGGCUGUCACUCGGGAGACUCUCAGGACCACCGAUGAUGACGGGGCUCCUUCUCAAAUCGUGUACAAGGUCGUCAGAGAAGACGAAACUCAGGCUGCAACGCUUGUCUUGGGAGAUUCGGAUACAUCGAUAAAAAAUUUUACGCAGCAAGAUGUUGAUGAGGGAAGAUUGCACAUAGUCCACAACGGAUCGCCAAAAUCACCAUUAACUUUUAAUUUCAUCGUCAGUGACGGCGUUCACCCGACGACGCCCUUCAUUCUCACAGUGAACGUAGAACCGGUUGAGGUCCGCAUUGAGAAUGCCACCAACCUCGUCUUGCAACAAGGUGACCUCAGGGCAGUGUUAACUCCGGCGGUAUUCGGGGCCUGGACUAACGCCGACAGGGAUGACCUAGUUUACAACGUCACCUCAGCGCCGCACCUAGGACACUUGGUGUUUCCUGACGGAGCCUCGGUGGACGAUUUCACGCAAGGUGACCUCGAGCAAGGCCUCGUCAUCUACGAGCAGCAUGACCUAACUGGCUCCACAGAUUCGUUUUCUAUCGCGGUGCGCUGCGGGCCCAGCGCAGUCGUCCUUCGGAAAGUGGAAGUCAACGUGGAGGCACUCGUCAGGCAACGACCUCUGCAGGCCAUGGCGGGCCGUGCAGUCUUGAUUACCGUGGAUCACUUAGACGCUUCUAAACUGGCGGCGCGAUCAAAUGGAAACCCCCGGUACAGUGUCACGCGGCAGCCCGUCCACGGCCUUCUGCUUCUGUCCAACGGCACCGCGCAGACGGCCGUCCUGCACUUCACUCACGAGGACGUGUUGAACGAGACCGUCUUCUACCGAGCUCACAGGAGGGACCCCUCGUUGGACGUUUCGGGUAUCAUCAAAGACCACUUCGACUUCGAACUGACGGCGCCGGGAGUCCAGCCCGGCAGCAGCCGCUUCCUCGUGCACGUCCAGGUGGGCAACGGUUCUCCCGGUUUAGCGGCGACACCGCCUCAGUCGCCCACGGCCGUCGCCACGCCGUCGUCCCCCGCGGACAACACGAGCGGAACGACGUCGGACGAUCGUCCGCCGGGCGUCGUCGAAACCGGUUCGCGGGCUCCGCUCCUGACUAACGAGCACCUCGUGGUGAUCGGCGUGGCUGCCGGCGUACUUCUCCUGCUCACCGUCAUCGCCGUGGCGGGGGUAGCGUGCGGAGCGUGCCGCUCCAGGCGCGGCGGCAGCGACAAGUCCGGGGGCAGCGCGCAGUCGUCGUCGCGCGGCGGCAGCGGUCAUCCGCGAGAAGCCUUUCCCGAAGAACUGCCCACGCCGCCAGCCCCGCCGCCCACGUCUCCGUCGAGCAGCAGCAGCGAGCCUGCGCCCACGGUAGUGGCGGCGUCUGGCCCGGAUUUGGACUGCCUGCCUCCGCCGCCGUACGCGGGCGGGACAGGUGGCGGUGCGUCUGGCACAGAAGUCAGUACCGCGGUGCCCACGUGCAAGGUGACGCCCUUGGGACACGCCGAGGCGGCGAAGACACCUUCGGAAGGGGGCGCCAGCGAGAGCGACGACUGGAAUGGUGACGUGCGCUUCUCGGCACCCACGACUGUGCUCAGGAAGAACCAGUACUGGGUGUAGUCGGGAAGGGUAGUGUGAGCGCCGUCGCUUCCAACAGAGGCCUUUUUAACUUCACUCAUCGGAUCAUUCGCCUGCGUGCGUGCGUUCGUGCGAGUGUGUGCGCGUGUGCGUGUGUCCUCAGUGUCCGUGCACGCUGUUUAGGGGUAUUUUUACCUGAUGGCAUGUACUGUGUACGGGCACUCGUGGUUCCUUCACCUGUGCAAGUGCAGUUUAUUGUUCUUUGUUUUUACUCGACCGACGGGCCUUCUUUCUUGUAAGCAGUGGAACGUUGCAGGUGGUGUGCAUGGUACGUCACACAUCCUCAAAGACAGCUACAAGCGGCGGCAAACUGAACGUAUGACACACCUGGAGUUUCGACUUGUCACCGCCUUAUAAAAAGUGCAAGGCAGACGUUGUUACGGUGAUGGUACGUGGUUAAGGGAAGUGACGACGUAGCUGUUUAUUCACAAUUUCCGUAAUUGGUAAUUGCUUGGUGGAAGGAAUGUUUUUAUACGUAUCUCCGUCAUUGCUCAAAAGUAAGCCUGAAGUCACUGGAGUCCUUUCGGGAGUACAAUGUUCAGGCACUCUGGCGUGUGUGAGCACGUAAGAAAAUCGUGAAAGGUCGUCUUAACGUAGCCCUGCGCAACAUUUACCUCAACAAAAUCGGGUGAGUUACAGCAGCACCCUCUGCAGUUGUUAUCGCCACUGCAGUAGCGACAGAGGUUGGAAUUCUUCAAAUAAUAAAGCACGCAGGAAUCGAUAGCUUCCAGCCAUGUACGCUGAAAGAUAUGACAUAUCCGCGACGUCUGCAACGUCAGCAACGCACUUAGGUGUAUAGUUACGAAUUGCGCAAGUUUUGUUGCUUUCGUCAAUGCCAAUUUUACAGGUGUCCUCCAGUGACUUCAGUCUUUCUAUAGUCACCAUCAUGUCGCGCUAUUCAUGAUGCACGGACGAUCAUAUUGAGCCGUUGCAACGGUGAUCUUUUUUCCUGUCAAGAAUUGCCGCGUUCAUCUACUAUUGCCACCUCGUCAAUGUUAUCCCUGUAAUCUCAAGUCUUCCUCCGCGUACACAGUCGGUGCCGUUCGAGCGGUGAGGUUUCCGUUUUUCUUUUCUUUUUUUCCACCCUGCGAAUCCAAAAAAAAGCAAAUUUAACUCACUGACUUUACUUGUAGGCUUUACCGACAAAUUAUUUCAGUGACUCGUUGUGUAGUUUGUGUUAAUUUCCGCGCAUUCUUCAUUCCUUCAAUUUCGCAAGAUGCAAUUAUAACCGCGUCUGGCCGCAUCUGAAUCAAUUCCCUUCGUUCCGCACAUUCUUGGUGCCCUGUAUGCUCGCUACAGAUGAAACCUCGCUGUUCGAAAGGCCACGUACUACAAACCCGCAGAAAAAAAUGCCUUCUAUGUCGUCGUCGUACACAGAAGCACUAUUUUGUUACGAACACUCACUGCAGAAGCUACUUCGCGUUUCAGCGCUGCCUAACUCGUGAACACGCGCGUGUGACGCCAGAAUUUUUUGCACGCGUAAUAGCGGAUAUAUAUAUAUGCACAGGCGACUAUAGUUCACCUUCUCAUUCACUGGGGUCGCCUCUCGUAUGCUUCGCUUUUUUUUUUCAUACCCUUGUUCUUCCUCUAGUGUACACGCUAGAGCCGGUGACGGGAUUAAGGUAAACAAUGCGAACGAUAAAGGCAGAUAACUGA